AGGCGGGCACUGGCGGACGCGAUGACGUCGUACAGUUCAGAGCGUCGCGGAGGCCAGCGCGGCGAAGGGGCCGACCCGGGACACCAGGCUGAGUAGGGGUCACGGCUCGGGGACUUCCCAAGGUCCUGUCUCCCGGCUGCAGUGACUGGGCUUUCACUGGAGCGGAAAGUGCUGGAAGGAAGACCAGCCACCAUGUCCACAUUCCGGCAGGAAGCUGUGGAAGACUACUACGAGAUGGGGGAGGAGCUGGGCAGUGGCCAGUUUGCGAUCGUGCGGAAAUGCCGGCAGAAGGGCACGGGGAAGGAGUACGCGGCCAAGUUCAUCAAGAAGCGCCGCCUGUCGUCCAGCCGGCGGGGCGUCAGCCGGGAGGAGAUCGAGCGGGAGGUGAACAUCCUGCGGGAGAUCCGGCACCCCAACAUCAUCACGCUGCACGACAUCUUCGAGAACAAGACCGACGUGGUACUCAUCCUGGAGCUGGUCUCCGGCGGGGAGCUCUUCGACUUUCUGGCGGAAAAGGAGUCACUGACAGAGGAUGAGGCCACCCAGUUCCUCAAGCAGAUCCUGGACGGCGUCCACUACCUGCACUCCAAGCGCAUUGCCCACUUUGACCUCAAGCCAGAAAACAUCAUGCUCCUGGACAAGGGCGUGCCCAGCCCGCGCAUCAAGCUCAUUGACUUCGGCAUCGCCCACAAGAUCGAAGCCGGGGACGAGUUCAAGAACAUCUUCGGCACCCCGGAGUUUGUAGCUCCUGAGAUCGUCAACUACGAACCCCUGGGUCUGGAGGCGGACAUGUGGAGCAUUGGCGUCAUCACCUACAUCCUUUUGAGCGGUGCAUCGCCCUUUCUGGGUGAGACCAAGCAGGAGACCCUGACCAACAUCUCGGCCGUGAACUACGACUUCGACGAGGAGUACUUCGGCAACACCAGCGAGCUGGCCAAGGACUUCAUCCGUCGGCUGCUCGUCAAGGACCCCAAGAGGAGAAUGACCAUAGCCCAGAGCCUGGAGCAUUCCUGGAUCAAGGCAAUCCGGCGGCGGAACGUGCGGCGGGAGGACAGCGGCCGGAAGCCGGAGCGGAGGCGCCUGAAGACGGCACGCCUCAAGGAGUACACCAUCAAGUCGCACUCGAGCAUGCCCCCCAACAACACCUACAUCAACUUCGAGCGCUUCUCCAAGGUGCUGGAGGAGGUGGCCGCGGCCGAGGAGGGCCUGCGUGGGCUGGAGCACAGCCGGCGGCUCUUCCACGAGGACAUCGAGGCGCUGACGGCCAUCUACGAGGAGAAGGAGGCCUGGUACAGGGAGGAGAACGAGAGCAUCGGCCAGGACCUGCGGCGGCUGCGGCAGGAGCUGCACAAGACCGAGGCGCUCCAGCGGCAGGCGCAGGAGGAGGCCAAGGGUGCCCUGCUGGGGGCCAGUGGGCUCAAGCGCCGCUUCAGCCGCCUGGAGAACCGCUACGAGGCCCUGGCGAAGCAGGUGGCCUCCGAGAUGCGGUUUGUGCAGGACCUGGUGCGCGCCAUGGAGCAGGAGAAGCUGCAGGGCGGGGAGUGUGGCCUCCGCUAGGCCACGCGGGGCGGGUGGGCCCAGGGGGUUCCGGGUGGUGGGUGCCCCCCCAGUAGCCCUGUGGUCAGGCCCCUUCGUCACCCUUGUUCAGCACCAGAGAAUCCCCAGGCUGGGGCUGAGGCGGAAGAGGCUGCGCUGGCCGGGAACUCACAGCGGGGGUGGGGCAGGGGGCUGGGCCGGCUCUGCCAGGGAGACGAGGCCUCAGUUCCUGGACAGCAUGCCUCUCCCUGUCUGACUCCUCUCCUGCAACGCCAGCGAGUGGCAGGAGGGCUGCAGGGGGCGGCGUCACCUCCAUACUCUGAACUCCCGUGGGGGGUCGGUACCUUCAGGACAGAGCUGGCCACGGCAGACACAGGUGCCUCCCACCUGGCCGGGUCACGGGGUAGCAGGCUGGGUCCUAGGUCCGGGGGCCGCAGGUCCGUCCGCACACAGACCAGCCUGGCCAGCACCUUCAGACCCUCCAUGCUGGCCCAGGCAUGCGGCCUUGGGGAGGGAUAGUGGGGACGCACGCACGCCCCAGAGCUCCGGAUUGGCCGGGCCUCUGCCGGACACCCGCCCCCUUCUCUAGAGCGGGGAGGUGGCCCUUUCAGGGCCAGUGGUGGAGGGUCCUCCGAGCCCGGUUCUCCUUAUCCCCCAGCCCCUGAGGAGUGGUCCGUCUGGAGGUGGUGUUGUGGGGAGCACAUCGCCACCCAGACGCAGUGAAGGAGGCGGGUUCCUGGGGGCUGGGGACAGGCGUAAAGCAGCGUCGUCCAUGCUGCAGCCCGCUCCCCCGUGGGGCAGGCUGUGGGGCCAUCCCCGCCCCUUCUUAACGCUGACACACAGCCCCCCCAUGCGCCAAAGCCACCAGCGGUCCCACCCCUGCCUUGGUCUCUCGCCCUGUGCCACCACCCUCGGCCUUGCACCCUUCCCCAGUGCUGUGUUCUGAACCACUGGGGCUCCAGGCUAGCACCCUCGGGGGGACCACAUGGAGCAGGCCCGAAAGGCCUGUGGGCCGGUGUUGUCCUUCUCAGGGCUCCGUCCUGCCCUGUGCCAGGAGACACUGGAUGGACUCUGCGACCCUGCUGCUGGUUCCUGAGCAUCUGGCCCUGACCUCGGCAGGGGCUGAGGAAGGGGCCGCAGCAGGCAGUGCUGCCAUGGGCCACUAGGUGCCACCCUCAAGCAGGGUCCUGCAUGCCCUAAGGUCCAGGCCUUAAGGACACCUAGGUCUCUAGCCAGCGGCCACUCUGGGCCACAUUUUCUGCUGUGCGUUGGGUUAAGUGAGGGACAGCUGUGCAGACAUGUCCCCCCCAUCCCCCCAUCCCCCAGCCUGGCUGAAUGCAGCGGGGAAUCCUACAGGCCGGGCUGGGACUGGUGUUCCUGGUGAGACUGCUGGCUGGGGCUCAGGUCACCUGGACGCUGCUGGGGCCAAGGCAGGGCCUGGGGACUGGCUUUGGGGUCUGGCAGAGGGAUCUGCUGUGUGCAGCCCUGUCCUUGGGGUCUGGGGUGGGACCCCCUGUGUUCCCCUCUGUGAGCUCUGGUGUGUCACGUAUGUACGCCUCUACAAGCACGCGCCCACUGUGAGUUGGAAGGAAAUAAAGCCCCCGUUUUGACCCCCA
This is a messenger RNA of Pteropus alecto (black flying fox), 3152 nucleotides long. It is a transcript of the gene DAPK3, whose product is annotated as death associated protein kinase 3. The coding region runs from base 193 to 1557 and encodes 454 amino acids. Gene Ontology annotation, biological process: protein phosphorylation; intracellular signal transduction; positive regulation of apoptotic process. NCBI's taxonomy places the organism in Eukaryota, Metazoa, Chordata, Mammalia, Chiroptera, Pteropodidae. Gene Ontology annotation, molecular function: ATP binding; protein serine/threonine kinase activity. Gene Ontology annotation, cellular component: cytoplasm; nucleus. The record is from RefSeq and is a predicted model, not a curated record. The transcript is spliced from 9 exons.